This is a messenger RNA of Dentiscutata heterogama, 287 nucleotides long. The record is from the annotation of a GenBank genome assembly. Lineage: Eukaryota; Fungi; Glomeromycota; Glomeromycetes; Diversisporales; Gigasporaceae.
AAGAAACAAGAGAGGGUGAGUCGAAAAAAAGAAAGAAACCUGUACCAAUGGUCAAAAAGAUGGAUGUGAGAUUUUUCGAGUUCGUGGAUAAUAAAAAAUGUCAUUCCAUAAGAACAACAAUUAAAGAAAAGGUGUUAGAUGCGGAAAACUGUUUAAAGAUUGAAAUAAACACCGAACAAGAAACUUUUAAUAUUAGGAACUUACGAAAAUGUCGGCAUGUGGUGGAAGAAGAACGUCCUAAUAAGAAGGAGAAAAUAGUUGAUAAAAAUGACAUGACUGACGCAUAA